Molecule: messenger RNA, 5133 nt
Organism: Mercurialis annua (annual mercury)
Lineage: Eukaryota; Viridiplantae; Streptophyta; Magnoliopsida; Malpighiales; Euphorbiaceae
Product: DNA (cytosine-5)-methyltransferase 1-like
Exons: 12
Coding region: 228-4907 (1559 amino acids)
Cellular component (GO): nucleus
Molecular function (GO): chromatin binding; DNA (cytosine-5-)-methyltransferase activity
Source: RefSeq, a predicted model, not a curated record
UAAAAAGGCGAAAAAUUCAAGUCUUGGAGGGAUUUUUCUUUUCACAAAAAAAGAAAUGGGCGCCAAAAUGUUUAAUUUUCCCGCUACGUGAAGCUAAACUUCUCUUUAAUAUGAUCCGAGGUUCAUUUUUUGAACAAACUCAUUGACUCUAUGAGCAGAGAUUGGGUUUCAUAGAUAGUGAGCCAAGCAGCUCUGUAAUUGUAGGGUUUAUUUUCAUUACUUUUCAAAUGGGAUCUGCAUCGCUAUUGAACUCAUCAGUCUCCGACGCUUCCGUUGAGAAGCAUUCCGAUUCGGCAUCUGGAAAGAAGAACAAAGGUAAAGCAAAACCUUUGGGUUCUAAAACAAAGGAGGAACGAACAAACAAUAAAAAAGAAAAGAAGCGAAGUUCCUCUCAGAAAACUGAAGAACCUGCGAAAAGGCCUAAGCGGGCUGCUGCAUGCUCAGAUUUUAAGGAGAAGUCUGUAAAAUUGUCUGAAAAGUUGUCUGUUCUUGAAACAAAGAGAGACCAAUUUGCCGAGGAAGAGGUUGUAGCUAUUCAUCUGACACAUGAAGCAGAUGAUGGUCGUCCUAACCGGAGACUGACUGAAUUUGUUGUUCAUGAUGAGAAUGGCACCCCACAACCUCUUGAGAUGAUUGAAGUUGAUAGUAUGUUUAUCUCAGGUGUUAUACUGCCCCAUAACGAAGGUCUUGACAAGGAAAGCGAAAAGCGUGUUCGCUGUGAGGGUUUCGGAAGGGUAGAAGGAUGGGAUAUUUCUGGUUACGAAGAUGGCUCUCCAGUUAUAUGGCUUACAACAGAUCUUGCUGAUUAUGAUUGCCUUAAACCUGCAAAUAACUACAAAAAGUUUUAUGAUCGGUUUUUUGAAAAGGCUCGUGCUUGUAUAGAGGUGUACAAAAAAUUGUCGAAAUCAUCCGGAGGAAAUCCUGACCUCACUCUAGAUGAGUUGCUUGCAGGAGUUGUUCGAUCAAUGAGUGGGAGCAAGUGUUUUUCUGGUGCAGCAUCCAUCAAGGAUUUUAUCUUUUCUCAGGGUGAAUUCAUUUAUAAACAACUAGAAGGCUUAGAUGAGACGUCAAAGAAUGAUCAGAAAUUUAAAGAUCUGCCUGCGCUCCUUGCCUUGAAAGACAAGAGUAAAAAGCAUACAAACUUUGUAAUGGCAAAAGCAGCAACCAACAAUGGGAACUUGGUGAUUUAUGAAGCAUCUGAAGAAAAAGUGUCAAAUAUGAACAAACCCAUGUCAGAAACUGCAGCUAAUGAAGAUGAAGAUGCAAAGUUAGCAAGGCUCCUGCAAGAAGAAGAGUAUUGGCAAAAUGCAAAGAAGCAAAAGAAAAACCAUGUUUCAGCUUCUUCAUCAAAUGCAAUCUACAUCAAGAUCAAUGAAGAUGAAAUUGCUAAUGACUACCCGUUGCCUGCAUUUUACAAGCAUUCUGAUGAAGAAACUGAUGAAUAUAUAGCUAUCGAUACUGAAGAGCAUAUGUUGGUGGAUCCUGAUGAUCUUCCUAAAAGAAUGCUGCAUAACUGGUCACUUUAUAACUCUGACUCUAGGUUAAUAUCCUUGGAGCUUCUUCCCAUGAAACCAUGUGAAGAUAUAGAUGUCACCAUCUUUGGGUCAGGAAGUAUGACAGAAGAUGAUGGAAGUGGAUUCUGUCUUGAUGAUGAUCCUCAUCAGUCUUCUUCAGGAGGUUCAGGGACGCAAGAUGAUGUUGGGUUGCCAAUUUUUUUGAGUUCAAUAAAGGAGUGGAUGAUUGAGUUUGGAUCUUCUAUGGUUUUCAUAUCUAUCCGAACAGACAUGGCCUGGUAUAGGCUUGGAAAGCCUUCGAAGCAAUAUUCUUCAUGGUAUAAGCCUGUGCUGAAAACAGCAAAGCUUGCUCGAAGUAUCAUUACAUUGUUAAAAGAGCAAAGUCGGGUAUCAAAGCUUUCUUUUACUGAUAUAAUUAGAAAAUUGUCCGAGUUCAAGAAGGAUGAUCAUGGUUAUAUAUCUUCUGAUCCGGAAGCUGUUAAGAGAUACGUGGUUGUGCAUGGCCAGAUAAUACUGCAGCUUUUUGCUGAAUAUCCAGAUGAAAAUAUUAAGAAAUGUGCAUUUGUGGAUGGUCUAACCAGUAAGAUGGAGGAGAGACACCAUACCAAAUGGAUAGUGCACAAAAAACAAAUUUUGCAGGCGAAUCAGCCCAAUUUAAAUCCACGAGCAGCAAUGGCUCCUGUGAUCUCCAAGAGGAAGGCUAUGCAGGCAACAACAACAAAACUGGUUAACAGAAUUUGGGGCGAAUAUUACUCCAAUUAUUCGCCAGAGGGUCUGAAAGAGGAAACUAACUGUGAGGCAAAAGAAGAAGAUGAGGUUGAAGAGCAAGAGGAAAAUGACGACGACGUUGAAGAGGAGAAGCCAUUGGUUUUGAAGAAAACAAAAGUACCUUGCGCAAUGCCAUCACGAACUAAAUCAUACACAAAGGAUGAAGUACAGUGGGAUGAAAGUCCUGUCGGAAAAACAAGUUCCGGUGAAGCUAUUUAUAAACGAGCCAUUGUUCGUGGAGAGGUUAUCACAGUGGGGGCUACUAUCCUUAUUGACGCUCAUGAAUCAGAUGAAUUUCCUGCCAUUUAUUUUGUAGAGUACAUGUUUGAGACAUCAGAAGGAAGCAAAAUGUUUCAUGGGAGAAUGAUGUUGCGUGGAUCAGAUACAGUUCUGAAUAAUGCUGCCAAUGAGAGAGAAGUUUUCUUGACAAACGAGUGCUUGGAUUAUGAAUUGGCAAAUGUCCAACAGGAAAUUGUCAUAGAAGUUCGGAAAAUACCAUGGGGACAUCAGCACAGGAAAAAUAAUGCUAAUGCAGAAAAAAUUGAUAGAGCUAGAGCGGAAGAGAGGAAAAAGAAUGGACUACCAGUAGAGUACUACUGUAAAAGUUUGUAUUGGCCAGAGAGAGGUGCAUUUUUCAGUCUUCCAUUUGAUUCUCUGGGGCUUGGUUCUGGGGUCUGCCACUCUUGCAAAAUUAAGGAGGCUGAAAUGAUAAAGAACGGUUUCAAAGUGAAUUCAUCUAGGACUGGAUUUGUAUACAUGGGAACUGAGUAUGGUCUUAAUGAUUUUUUCUAUGUAAGUCCUUAUCACUUUACCUCAGAAAGGGAUGCUGAAACAUACAAGGGUGGAAGAAAUGUAGGCUUGAAAGCUUAUGUUGUGUGCCAGUUGCUGGAGAUUGUUGUCUCAAAGGAACCAAAACAGGCUAAAGCAACAUCUACCCAGGUCAAGGUUCGCAGAUUUUUUAGACCAGAGGACAUCUCUUCGGAGAAGGCGUAUUGUUCUGAUAUUCGGGAGGUAUACUACAGUGAAGAAACACACCUUCUGUAUGUUGAAACUAUUGAAGGGAAAUGUGAAGUCAGAAAGAGAACUGAUAUUUCAACACGUAAUGCUGCUGCAAUUUUUGAUCAUAUUUUCUUUUGUGAGCAUUUUUAUGACCCUUCUAAAGGGUCUGUCAAGCAGCUGCCGGCUAAUAUCAAAUUGAGAUACUCAACCGGGACUCAGGCAAACGAUGCUGCUUCUAAGAAGAGGAAGGGUAAGUGCAAAGAGGGGGAGGUUGAAGUGGAAAUUGAGAGAGAAACAAUUCAACGGGGACUCUUAGCCACAUUGGAUAUUUUUUCUGGCUGUGGUGGCUUGUCAGAGGGAUUGCGGCAGGCUGGUGUCUCAUCAACCAAGUGGGCUAUUGAGUAUGAAGAGCCUGCUGGAGAAGCAUUCAAGCUUAAUCAUCCGGAGUCAUUAGUGUUUAUUAAUAAUUGCAAUGUAAUUCUUAGGGCUGUAAUGGAGAAAUGUGGAGAUGCAGAUGACUGUAUUGCAACAUCUGAAGCUAUAGAAUUGGCAGCAAAACUAGAUGAGAAGAUAAUCAAUGAUUUGCCAUUGCCAGGACAAGUAGAUUUCAUCAAUGGAGGUCCUCCAUGUCAAGGUUUCUCGGGAAUGAACAGAUUCAAUCAAAGUACUUGGAGUAAAGUUCAAUGUGAGAUGAUCUUAGCAUUCUUAUCGUUUGCUGACUACUUCCGGCCGAAAUUUUUCCUGUUAGAGAAUGUGAGGAACUUUGUGUCUUUCAAUAAAGGACAGACAUUCCGUUUAGCUGUUGCUUCCCUCCUUGAGAUGGGUUAUCAGGUGAGGUUUGGUAUACUGGAAGCUGGAGCAUAUGGAGUUUCUCAGUCACGAAAACGAGCAUUCAUAUGGGCAGCCUCCCCUGAAGAGAUACUUCCAGAGUGGCCUGAGCCAAUGCAUGUCUUUGCUGCUCCAGAGCUAAAAAUCGCAUUAUCAGGAAAUUCACAUUACGCUGCUGUUCGAAGUACUGCUAGUGGAGCCCCUUUCCGUGCAAUAACUGUCAGAGAUACCAUUGGUGAUCUACCUGCUGUUGGAAAUGGUGCCUCAACAACAACUUUGGAGAAUAAAAAUGAUCCUGUUUCGUGGUUUCAAAAGAAAAGUCGGGGGGACACAGUUACCUUGACAGACCAUAUAUCAAAAGAAAUGAAUGAGCUGAAUCUGAUUAGGUGUAAGAAGAUACCUAAGCGACCAGGUGCUGAUUGGCGUGACCUUCCUGAUGAAAAGGUAAAAUUAUCUACUGGUCAAUUGGUUGAUUUGAUUCCGUGGUGUCUGCCAAACACAGCAAAGAGGCAUAAUCAGUGGAAGGGACUAUUUGGAAGGUUGGAUUGGGAAGGGAACUUUCCGACUUCAAUAACAGAUCCUCAACCUAUGGGUAAGGUGGGGAUGUGCUUUCAUCCUGACCAGGACAGGAUUCUCACAGUUCGCGAAUGUGCACGAUCUCAAGGAUUUCCGGAUAGCUACAAGUUUUCAGGUAACAUCCAACACAAGCACCGCCAAAUUGGAAAUGCUGUCCCUCCCCCGUUGGCACACGCCUUGGGAAUUAAACUUAAGGAAGCAUUGGAGCGAAAGCCUAAAUAGCUGCAUUUUGUCAAAAUUAAACUUAAGGAAGCAUUGGAUUGAAAGCCUAAAUAGCUGCAGUUUUUCCAAUUACUGUGUAACAAUCAUUCAUCUUGAAAUUCUUGUUUUUUCAGGUCGAUUUGAUGAAAAACCUUUGAUUAUAAUUAUAAAUCGUCCUUCCAAUGUGUCACUGCUAACUAGGUGUAUUUCCUCUAUUGUAUUUAAAAAAGUGAUAAUUUCUGCAGUA